CCCCCGUAAGGAAUCAUCUGGCUAUCUGACGUCUUUUUGUUUCCUCUUGGUUACUUACUUCGAGUACAGUAUCCAUGAAGCCAGUUUCCGAGGAACGGAAGAUAUGAGUGCCAUGGGUUCAAGUUGUAUAGACGACGUGCAGCUUCCAUGGUAGACAACUUGCACUUCGCGUGUCUAUGAAGGUCUUCGACAUGUUUCUAGAAAGUGAUAAGAUAUCAGGCCAUGAGCAAAGCGUGCGAGGUACUACCUAGGGCCAGGUGCCUAUCGCUGCUUGAGCCGUUCUACAUAAAGCUCGUAAGGAGAAGUCAAAGCUCAGGUCGGAAAGAGGAUGUCUACGUAAGAAUUUGCAUGGAUGGCACUCAGUACGACCAUUUUCUCUUACCUCGACGUGAAUCAGGAGUAACCUGUAAAGCUUGGCAAAAUGGCGACGGCGAUGUGAUGCCAUUCAUGUGGUGCAGGCGCACAGAUAUGGGCCUCAGGGGAGAUGCGAACAUGCCUAGGUCGACAAAACUCUUGGCUCCAAAUCGCCGACCACGACCGCAUAUAUUCAUCACUAAGAACCCAGCAGAUCGCGAUCCAAAAGUUGUUGCCAUCCAGACUCACUAUGCCCAUUUGGGUGAUGAGGCUCUUGAUGAUUUCCAACUUGAGGUUUUGAGAAUAUCGGCAUUCCAACUGAGAUAUCUCUCUCCGCUGAUCAUAACUGCAAUAUUCAGCUACAAAGAAAGCGUUCUUCUGAAUGGCCGGGGAGGAUCUUCGGGAGAGGCGCAAGACCGAGCAAGGAGGCUCGACAUGAGGGAAUCCCGGAUCCUAUCGUCAUCUCCACCAAGACCUAUCAAACGACGUCAAUCGUCAACAUCUCCAAUGGUCCUUCAUACAAACAUUAGGAACAAGGGCAAAGGCAAGGAAUCGUACCAGGAGCCACCAACAAAUCGACAACGGCUCUCUACUCCUGGACCGUCAAAUGCUCCCAGGUCACGAGGCAGUACCAGUGUGAGGGCUAGAUCUAUCGGGUUGGAGGAGAUCGAGAUAAUGAUACAGAGUGAACGCAAAAACAAGAUGUUCUCUGACAGAAGAAUUGCUUUGCUGCGCAAAAUGAAGGACAAUCUAUGGAUGACUCAGAACAAGUCGAAACGUCGGCCAAAGGAGCCAGCAGUUACCGACCUCACUUGCAACCUUGAAGUUGAUGAAGAUAUCGAACAAAGUAGCUAAAGACACUAAGAAUGUGAUCCCUAGAAGUCGGGCUUGUCUAGCUCCGAGUCCGUUGCUGCCAUAUUCCCGGAGCUAAUGGAUCUGC
Messenger RNA from Somion occarium, 1294 nucleotides. NCBI's taxonomy places the organism in Eukaryota, Fungi, Basidiomycota, Agaricomycetes, Polyporales, Cerrenaceae. The record is from the annotation of a GenBank genome assembly.